Molecule: messenger RNA, 982 nt
Organism: Tachyglossus aculeatus (Australian echidna)
Lineage: Eukaryota; Metazoa; Chordata; Mammalia; Monotremata; Tachyglossidae
Gene: MRPL32
Product: mitochondrial ribosomal protein L32
Exons: 3
Coding region: 2-562 (186 amino acids)
Biological process (GO): translation
Cellular component (GO): mitochondrial large ribosomal subunit
Molecular function (GO): structural constituent of ribosome
Source: RefSeq, a predicted model, not a curated record
GAUGGCGUCGGUGUUGCUCAUGGUCCCCUCAGCCUGGGCCGCCCGCGGCCUGCUCGGGAGGCUCCGCAACUGCUGGGAAAUUCUGGAAAAAAGCCUUUUAUUCCGCCUCCCAGGCUCUCCUCCAUGCGGCCCAGCAUUAGCAGUGGAGGGUCCAGCUGCAUUUCUUCAGCCUCCAGUCUCUAGUGAGAGUUCUGAGACACCCAGCGUUUUUGACAGCACCUUCUGGAUGGCCGCCCCCAAAAACAGACGCACUAUUGAAGUCAACCGCUGCAGGAGAAGAAACCCCAGAAAUCUUAUCAAGGUUAAGGAUAAUAUAGAAGUUUGUCCCGAAUGUGACCGUCCAAAGCUGAAGCAGGUCCUUUGCGGCUACUGUUAUGAAAAGGUGCGCCAGGAGACGGUCCAGAUCAGGAUGCAGAUCGGGAGAGAAGAAGGAGGGCCUUUUAAGGCUCCCGCUGUAGAGACCGUGGUGCUUUACCAAGGGGAAGAACCUUCUGAACAAGACCAGGGCAAAAGAAUCAUCAAACAAGACAGGAAGCGUCCUUCUUGGUUUGCAAAGAAUUAAUGCCGCUGAUGCCAUCAUAGUAAUAUAAAAAUCCAUCCCCCCACCUGAGAGGAAAGCUUCCCCUCGGAUUUUUGGGUAUUUUUUUUUUCAAGCCUCAUUAAGGGAAGGGAACUUCCCUGUCAGAAAUCCAUUCGCGGUCAUCCUUUGUCCAUUAAUUCUGUUCUUGUGGGGUGACAGUUGAACACUAUCGACACCGUGUAUCUGGAGUCUGUUUCGGAACAUUAAAUCCUAAAUACCGACUGAUGAGCGUGAGGAUAAAGUCAGGAAAUCGGGGGGCAUGAGGGAAUGUCAGACAUGUUCAGAAUGAAAUUUUCCAGCUAAAAGGAGAAUUGGCUGAUUUCCGUGGCAAGUUGUAUAUUAAAACACUUAGAACAGAGGCAGUGACAGUGAAGGAUCUUCAAAAUAAAUACUAAUUUUGUA